GGGGCGCAGCGCGGAUCCCCCCGCAGCACCGCCCACAGGCGGCAGCGCCGAGCCGAGCCGCCCGCCUCCUGCCGCGGCCCCGCCAGGCAGCUUCCCUCCGACCCCGGGGACAGGUGCUGAUGUCCGGGGAAGGAUGAAGCUCGGCUGCCUUUCGUUCCGGCAGCCCUACGCAGGGUUAGUUUUAAACAAAGUCAAAACGAUCGAGACUCGCUGGCGGCCCGUGCUCGCCCACUACCAGAACCGCACCAUCGCCGUCCACAUAGCCGUCAAGGACUGGGAGGAUGAAGCGUGGCGAACUAUUCUUCUGAGCAGGUUUGGUAUGACGGCAGAGCAAGUGCAAGACUUGUUGGAUGAAGGGGAGAAGUUUGGCAGGGGAGUUAUUGCAGGAUUAGUUGACAUUGGAGAGACAUCACUAUAUCCAGAAAAUUUACCUCCUGAAAAGGUUUUGGAGCUGGAAAACAAAGCUGUCCUUAGUAAUCUAGAACAGAAAUACUUGACUGUUAUUUCAAAUCCGAGAUGGCUCCUGGAACCAGUUCCUGCCAGAGGGUUUAGAGGUGUAUGGCAGGUGAACAUCCCUGAUGAACUGAUCCCCUCAGAAUGAUAGGAGUUGCCCCACAGUGUAUUUUUUCCUGCCUAAAUGCAAACUGGUUAUUCACAAGUCACCAUCUCUGAUACCAGUGAAUUACUUAGUAUUCCUUCCAGUAUGAAGUGCUUCAAGUAGCAAGAAUUGCUAUUUUGAAGCAAGAUAAUCAAGACCUCAUUCUUAUGACCAUUACUGGAAAUUAGUGAUGUUUUAGUAGAUUUUUGAUAUACAUACAACUGUAAAUAAAUGAGAAUUUCCUAAUAUA
Molecule: messenger RNA, 848 nt
Organism: Oxyura jamaicensis (ruddy duck)
Lineage: Eukaryota; Metazoa; Chordata; Aves; Anseriformes; Anatidae
Exons: 3
Coding region: 134-601 (155 amino acids)
Source: RefSeq, a predicted model, not a curated record